Dipodomys spectabilis (banner-tailed kangaroo rat) is the source of this 213-nucleotide messenger RNA. RefSeq names its product MIEF1 upstream open reading frame protein. The record is from RefSeq and is a predicted model, not a curated record. NCBI's taxonomy places the organism in Eukaryota, Metazoa, Chordata, Mammalia, Rodentia, Heteromyidae. The transcript has a single exon. The coding region runs from base 1 to 213 and encodes 70 amino acids.
AUGGCCCCGUGGAGCCGAGAGGCGGUGCUGAGUCUCUACAGGGCUCUGCUGCGCCAAGGCCGAGAGCUCCGCUACACUGAUCGAGACUUCUACUUUGCUACUAUCCGCCGUGAGUUCCGGAAAAAUCAGCAGCUCGAGGAUCCUGUGGCCCGGGAGAAGCAGCUAGAGAAGGGGCUGGUCUUCCUUCACCGCAAGUUAGGGGGGCUCAUCUAG